AUGUGCAGGGCACAGCAAGCUGCAUCUGAAAGGCAGUUUCACGUAGCAAUAUGCCUCAUUGGAAAGAGUCCAUUUGGACCUUCGAUCCUUGCGGAGUACAUCGGUGGCAACAGUUUCACGCAUCUCAAGAGACGCGAUAGGGCAUUAGACACGUUCCGAAACCCGACUGAUUGGAAGCAUUUGUUUGUUCGAGUCACCAAAAUGAGUUAUUCGCGUCGCUCUUCACUAAGUAACUACUCCCCUCUCGUGAAAGUUGUACUUCCGGCUUCUUCGCAUUGGAGAGCUGCCCAGGCCAACGCUCGAUUAUUACGCGGUGCUGGAUUUCCUUCAGUGUUCAUACGCAAAAGCCUUGAUUUUGAGCUGAGGCAACUUGCUCAAGAGCCUAAUAAGGGUCGUGCCACCAAUGAAUGGGUGGUUUACAAGGACCAGCUUACACAUAUAUCAAGCCUUCCCAGUACCAACUAG
Messenger RNA from Ostertagia ostertagi, 465 nucleotides. Lineage: Eukaryota; Metazoa; Nematoda; Chromadorea; Rhabditida; Trichostrongylidae. The record is from the annotation of a GenBank genome assembly.